GACUAAAAAUAUAAUUUUGCGUUUAAUUUAAAUACAUAUAAGUUGUAACAUGAAGGUGAAAUAGGAACGUGUAAGAACAGAUCCGUUCCCUAUAAUCUAUAUAAUGGAGAAUGAGACCAUCAUUCACAACAAAAAUAAUGGAGAAAGGAGACGGAAAUUCGCAGAAGAAAGCUCACUGCUUAAUCCUGCCAUUCCCAGUUCAGGGCCAUAUAAACCCUAUGCUCCAAUUCGCCAAACGUUUACUCCAAAACGGUAUACAAAUCACCUUCGUUGUAACUCAAAAUGUGGCCAAAACCGCACUCUUCUCAUCAACUACCAGUGCCAUCCCACUCGAAAUCAUCUCCCUUGGAUCCGCCGCCGACUUGCCCCACGGCACCAGCUACGACGUUUACUUGGCACGAUUUCUGGAAUUCGGGUCGAGAACUUUGAAGGAAGCGUUGGUUAGGCUGGCCGAUUCGGGUCGGCCGGUGGACUGUAUCGUUUACGACCCUAUUCUACCUUGGGGUUUGGAUGUGGCCAAAGAGUUCGGCAUGGCGGCGGCGGCGUUCUUCACGCACUCCUGCGCCGUGGACCAGAUUUACUACCAUGUGUUCAAGGGGGAAUUGAAGGUUCCGCUGUCCGGAGAGGAGAUUUUGCUUCCCGGGUUGCCGCCGUUGAUGCCGGACGAUAUGCCUUCGUUCGUGCACGUGCACGGAGCCUACCCGCCGUUUUUGGAGAUGACUGUGAAUAGGUUCAGCGGCCUUGAGAACGCUGACUGGCUGUUUUUCAACACAUUCUACAAGUUGGAGGAAGAAGUGAUUGAUAAUAUGGCAAAGUUCUUUCCCGUGAAGACCGUGGGGCCGACUAUACCAUCCAUGUACUUGGACAAGCGCUUGUCAGAUGACAGAGAAUAUGGGCUUAGCAUCUACAAUCCGGACACUGAGGCCUGCAUGGAAUGGCUGAAACAACGACAACCCGAAUCUGUUGUAUAUGUUUCUUUCGGAAGCUUAGCCAAAUUAGGAGAGGAGCAAAUGGAAGAACUGGCAUGGGGUUUAAGAUUAAGCAACAAGCACUUCUUGUGGGUAGUGCGAUCAUCAGAAGAAUCCAAACUUCCCAAAGACUUUGCCAAAGAAUCUUGGGAGAUGGGACUAAUUGUGCCGUGGUGCCCCCAAUUGGACGUUCUGGCCCAUGAGGCCGUAUGUUGCUUCGUUACACACUGUGGGUGGAACUCGACGUUGGAGGCACUGAGUCUGGGAGUCCCAAUGGUGGCAAUCCCCCAGUGGAGUGAUCAAACCACAAAUUCAAAGUUUGUGAUGGAUGUAUGGAAGAUGGGAGUUUGGGCUAAAGUAGAUGAUAAUGGAGUUGUUGGUCGAGAGACGGUUGCUCGUUGCAUAAAGGAUGUAAUGGAAGGCCAGAGACGGGAAGACAUGAAGAGAAAUGCAGGCAAGUGGAAGGAAUUGGCUAGGGAAGCUGUGGAGGAAGGUGGAACUUCUCACAAAAAUAUCCAAGACUUUCUAUCUGCUAUUUCUUCCAAUCGCACUUCCCACCAUCUACCUUCUUAGCAAAUGUUGAUUUCAAAUCCCAAAUUCAUAAAUAAUUAUAUAUAUA
Sesamum indicum (sesame) is the source of this 1587-nucleotide messenger RNA. RefSeq names its product mogroside I-E synthase. NCBI's taxonomy places the organism in Eukaryota, Viridiplantae, Streptophyta, Magnoliopsida, Lamiales, Pedaliaceae. The record is from RefSeq and is a predicted model, not a curated record. Gene Ontology annotation, molecular function: quercetin 7-O-glucosyltransferase activity; quercetin 3-O-glucosyltransferase activity.